Molecule: messenger RNA, 918 nt
Organism: Bombina bombina (fire-bellied toad)
Lineage: Eukaryota; Metazoa; Chordata; Amphibia; Anura; Bombinatoridae
Product: olfactory receptor 5V1-like
Exons: 1
Coding region: 1-918 (305 amino acids)
Biological process (GO): G protein-coupled receptor signaling pathway
Cellular component (GO): membrane
Molecular function (GO): G protein-coupled receptor activity; olfactory receptor activity
Source: RefSeq, a predicted model, not a curated record
AUGGAAAACCAAACAAUAUUUUAUUUCUAUCUAUCUGGAUUUUCUGACCUAGCGAUUUUCCAGAUUCAUCUUUUUGUGAUAUUCCUUCUAGUCUAUGUGAUGACUAUGUUUGGGAAUUUCCUCAUCCUUCAUCUGAUCUGCACAGACUCAAAUCUCCAAACACCUAUGUACUUCUUUCUUGGGAACUUGGCAUUUUUGGACAUGUGUUGUUCCUCAGUAAGUGCCCCCCGGCUGCUUUUUGACUUAUGCAGCAAAAGAAAAGUUAUUUCCAGAGCAUCUUGUACAGUACAGAUAUAUUUCUUCAUUUUCUUCACCACGUCAGAAGUUCUUUUGCUUGCUGUCAUGUCUUGUGAUAGAUAUUUUGCCAUUUGUCGCCCUCUACAUUACUUUCAAGUCAUGAAUCUCAGAGCUUGCACCGAGCUGGCACUAGGGUCAUGGACAUUCGGUCUUGUGUAUUCUUUGAUGCACACACUUUGUACACUAAGGUUGUCCUUCUGUAAUUCUAACACCAUACACAAUUUCAUUUGUGACAUCUCCCACUUGUUUCAACUUUCGUGUACAGACACCUUUCUGAACAUCUUAAUCAUUUUUCUUUUUGGGGGGCUUCUUGGAAUAACUUCUUUGAUAAUAACACUUGUCCCAUAUAUCAGAAUAUUUACCACAGUAGCAAAGCUUAAGGCCAAAAAGAGCAAAAUUAAAGCUUUUUCAACUUGCACAUCUCACCUCACGGUGGUCUUUAUAUUUUAUGGCACUCUUGUUUUUAAUUUCUUCCGCCCAAAUACAACUUAUAGAUUUUCAGAAGACCGAGUGAUAACCAUUAUUUACACUUUAGUGACACCUUUAUUAAACCCUCUGAUAUACAGUCUAAGAAACCAAGAACUCCAAGCAGCACUAAGCAAAGCUCUCCACAAACUGUAA